AGAGAGCGCGAGAGAAAGAGAGAGAGGCACAGGGACAGAAGAGAGUGACUGUAGUGAACAAUGAAGACAGUAGAAGCAGGAGAGGGGAAGAAGAGAAAAGGAGGGGCAGGAAAGGAAGCUAGUGAAGGAGGGAGGGAAGAGGAGCAGAAAAGCAGGAGAGAGAGUGCGAGAGAGAGAGAGAUAGUAGAGGUUCUCUGUAUGACUAAACCUGACUGAAGAAAAUGCAUCCCAACUUUGCCGGCACCUGGAAAAUGAAGAGCAGUGAGAAUUUUGAUGAACUUCUCAAAGCCCUGGGCGUGAACGCCAUGCUGAGGAAGGUGGCCGGGGCGGCUGCUGCCAAGCCUCACGUGGAGAUCCGCCAAGAUGGAGAGCAGUUCUACAUCAAGACCUCCACUUCAGUGCGUACCACGGAGAUCAACUUCCACAUCGGUAAAGAGUUUGACGAAGAGACCGUGGAUGGCAGGAAGUGUAAGAGUUUGGCCACUUGGGAGACAGAGAACAAGAUUUACUGCAAGCAGACGCUGGUGGAUGGUGAUGGGCCCAAGACGUACUGGUCCAGGGAACUGCAGGGGGAUGAACUCAUACUGACGUUCGGAGCAGAUGAUGUGGUGUGCACAAGGAUCUAUGUGCGGGAAUGAUGCUGUAGACAACAUCGGCCAGUCACAAAGCACCAUGAUGAGCUCCGACACCCCAAUGAGUCCAAAUCCUCCCCCAACGUCAAGCAACAGUCCUUCAGUGUACUGUGAUGUGGGAUCUGAGCAACAUGUCCACUCAUCUCAAGCUUCUCUGCAUUGGCCAGUUCUGCAUGUCCAUGUGUGUCCUAAUUGUGGUUCUGUGCUAAACUUCUAUCCAGUUUUAAUCUUCCUCUGUCCAGGCUUUCACUAUUUUUUAGAUGUGCAUUUUAGUGGUACUGCAUACGCAAAAAUAACAGGAAUAAAACUGAAACCCAG
Molecule: messenger RNA, 950 nt
Organism: Ictalurus furcatus (blue catfish)
Lineage: Eukaryota; Metazoa; Chordata; Actinopteri; Siluriformes; Ictaluridae
Gene: crabp1a
Product: cellular retinoic acid binding protein 1a
Exons: 4
Coding region: 222-638 (138 amino acids)
Biological process (GO): fatty acid transport
Cellular component (GO): cytosol; nucleus
Molecular function (GO): fatty acid binding
Source: RefSeq, a predicted model, not a curated record